AUUCAUACUUAGGUAGCAUCUGCUGGAUUCACAUACCACUAUUAAGGCUAUAUUAUUGGCUUCUUCAUUUGAUUCAUUGCCUGCUCCCUACUUCAUCUAAUCAAAAUGCCUCUCAAAUUUUCUCCACCAGAGUACAUUCAGCGCGCAAAGGCGGAGUAUAAGAAGGGUCGGAAGGAGGAGGCAUUUGAACUCCUCCAAGAGGCUCUGAGGGUCUACCCCGAUCAAUGUGUCGACUUCCUUGACAUCAGCUCCGCGAUGCACUCUGCCGACGGCGACAAUGACCUUGCUCUGCAAGAAGCUCACCAGAUGAUGAAGAGAUGUCCCGGCGAGGGAAAGGGUUACCUUCGAGCGGGGAAAUUGUUGCAGGGGAGGUUCAAGGACAAGAAGGCACUUUCUUUGUACAAGUUAGGGUUGAAAUCAGUGCCUCGUAGAAAUUCGCACUACAAGGAACUUUGUCAAAUGCAUGACAGGCUUUCUAUGAAGAUAGGCCCCAAAGUCGAUCCCCUGAGGAACGUACCUCUGGAGGUGCUGGAGAUGAUAUUUCUUAAUCUCUCCUAUAAGGAGCGUCUGUUCUGCUUACAAGUGAGCAAAACAUGGCGUGACGGACUUUCUCAGGCCCAAACGCUAUGGAGAGAUAUCGAGCUACUCUCCAAGUCGAAAAGGAUCAAGCCCGGUACCGUUGAACGGCUUCUUCCGCGAACUGGCCUGAUCAACUCUCUGAGGAUUGGCACAAACUUUCUUUCGCGAUCUGCUAGAUCGUGUAUUCUAUCAAGGAGCCACCAGCUGCGGUCUCUGGAAGUCAGCGCCUCCUUUUCGGACUGGCAGACAUUCAUGAGCGAUAUGCGAAGCGUUCGAUUUCCGAAUCUCCAACGACUGACGUUGAAUAGCCCGAAUAUGAAUUUUAGCGAUCACGCCGUCUACAGUCUGCUUCAACAUAUUCCUAGCUUAAAAUGGCUCGACCUUAACGCGACAAUGGAGUUAGACCGUUCCAUACCUCUGCCAAGUCCAACUUUCUCAAGCCGAGAGCUAGAAGCUUUUACCAUCAGGCAUAUUUACUGUCCGGCCAACGAUUAUCUCGAGACAUGGUUGAACCUAUUUUGUCUAGUCAUACCAAAUGUCAAACUGCUUCGAUUGCCUAGCGUUAAUGGGGAUUCCCUACCAACUCGCUUUCUUUGCGACUUGUGCCCGCUGCAACGUCUGGAAUACUGCGAGCUUCCCCCGGGUACAUAUCCGAUUGUCCCUCCCACAGUAACGUUCCUUUCAAUCACGGACCUUGUGGUUUCGGAAGAUGGAUAUGAGUCGUGCCUUCAAGGUGACAUGAUGCCGAAUCUGCAAUGCCUACGCGUAUCGCACGCAGACGUCUCAUUAGAGGCUCUUAGGCGAAUACUACAUUUCCAGAGUCCCGAUGACGCCUCCCAAGAAACACACAUCAAGUUGACGGAGUUCGUUCUGCGUGAAGUUACGCUUUGCUUUACUUCCCCAACUAACGACGGGAAUCCUGUCCUGCAAAUGUUUCAAUGGAAAACGUUCGAGUCCGUCGAGAUUUUGAUUCUUCAAAACGGGGACUUUUUCGGGGUUGACGACGAAGCAAUACUCGAAUUGACAAGCCAAGCCUCCAAUCUUCAAAGAGUGGAUUUGACCAAUACCGCAAUCACCGGCGUCGCUGUUCGCGCCCUCGUCAAGAACUGCCCGAAGUUGGAGUAUCUUUGCCUCAACGAUUGCAGAUAUGUUCCACCCGAUGCCAUAAAUCUAGCACGCAAACAUGUCCGCGAGGUCUCCAGUAAGAUUAAUCAAUGGUGACCAAUGCCAUACAAUACUCUCUCAUGGAAUCAUAAGACCCAUUGGACUUCCUGAGAGGGUGCUGGACAGCGUAUCUUCAUUACUAUAGGCGUAUCUGCUAGGGAGGGGAUGGGAAACAUUCGCGUUGGUCGCGGAAGGAAAGUGAU
This is a messenger RNA of Eremomyces bilateralis CBS 781.70, 1946 nucleotides long. RefSeq lists its product as uncharacterized. The transcript is spliced from 7 exons. Gene Ontology annotation, cellular component: SCF ubiquitin ligase complex. Gene Ontology annotation, biological process: SCF-dependent proteasomal ubiquitin-dependent protein catabolic process. The coding region runs from base 106 to 1800 and encodes 564 amino acids. The record is from RefSeq and is a predicted model, not a curated record. Lineage: Eukaryota; Fungi; Ascomycota; Dothideomycetes; Eremomycetales; Eremomycetaceae. Gene Ontology annotation, molecular function: protein binding.